UAGCCUGAGAGGGGUCCUGGACAGUCCUGGCAGUCAAAAUGAGGCUUUACCUCCCCGUCUGCUGCCUGCUGCCUCUACUGGCACUCGCCACUGCAGAUGCAGUGGAGUCUGAGACUGAGCCGCUUGUGCCGUUCCAGCUGAAGUCUGAAGGCGAGCUGUUUAACUGCUGUGAUGGCACAGAGGAUAUAAGCCAGAGCUCCUCCAAUGACACUCCUGCACCAAACAGACCUGUGUGCCAACCCUGUGGCACUGGUGCACAUAUUGACACCACGGCAGAAGAUGUCAGCUCUGAGGAUGAAGAGGAAGAGGUUGUUUCAGAAGAGAAAUCUGAAGAGUUGAAUCAAGAGGAGACCUCUUCUGAAGAGAUAUUUGAGGAGGAAGCACAGGAAGAAGAGGCAGAAGCUGAGUUAGAUGACUCUAAUGAAGCAGCGGCGGAGGAAGUUAUUGAGGAGGCACGUGAAGACGUGAAGGAGGAGGAGAUCUCAGAGGUAGACAGUGAUGUAGAGUCACAAAUAGUUGUUGAGGAAUCUGUGGAAGAAGACGACGAGGAAGAUUCUCAGACUGAAGAGGAGGUAGUUGAGGAAGAGGAGGUUCUUCGGACUGAAGAUGAAGCAGGUGAAGAAGAGGAACUUGCUCAGACUGAAGAGGAGGUAGUUGAGGAAGAGGAGGUUCUUCAGACUGAAGAUGAAUCAGGUGAAGAAGAGGAACUUGCUCAGACUGAAGAGGAGGUAGUUGAGGAAGAGGAGGUUCUUGAGACUGAAGAUGAACCAAGUGAAGAAGAGGAACUUGCUCAGACUGAAGAGGAGGUAGUUGAGGAAGAGGAGGUUCUUCAGACUGAAGAUGAAACAAGUGAAGAAGAGGAACUUGCUCAGACUGAAGAGGAGGUAGUUGAGGAAGAGGAGGUUCUUCAGACUGAAGAUGAAACAAGUGAAGAAGAGGAACUUGCUCAGACUGAAGAGGAGGUAGUUGAGGAAGAGGAGGUUCUUCAGACUGAAGAUGAAACAAGUGAAGAAGAGGAACUUGCUCAGACUGAAGAGGAGGUAGUUGAGGAAGAGGAGGUUCUUCAGACUGAAGAUGAAACAAGUGAAGAAGAGGAACUUGCUCAGACUGAAGAGGAGGUAGUUGAGGAAGAGGAGGUUCUUCAGACUGAAGAUGAAACAAGUGAAGAAGAGGAACUUGCUCAGACUGAAGAGGAGGUAGUUGAGGAAGAGGAGCCUGAAGAGCCAGUGGAAGAGAAAUCAGAAGAGGUAACGGAGGAAGAAGCUGAAGAAGAGGAAGCUGUAACGGAGGAAGAAGGAGCUCCUGAGGUUGUGGAAGAAGAGCGAUCUGUAGAAGAACCAGAAGCCUUUGAAGAAAUGAUGGAAGCAGGAGCAGCUGAGGAACUAGUUGCAGAUGUUGUUGAGGAGGUUGUUGAAGUAGCACAAGAGGAAAGUGUGAAGCUUGUGGAACCAACUCCUGAACAGGUUCAAGAAGAUGUUUCUGCACUUGUUGAAGAAACAACAGUGGAAGAAGUGUCAGAUGAUGUACCAGCAACCAAAGCGUCUGCGAAAGUGGAGAAAACAACCCCGUCAGGUCCUACCACAAGAGAUCAGUCUCACAUCGAAGAGACGCUGCGUCUGGCAACAGCUGAACCUUCACGGGAAUUUGUCGAUGCUCUGAAGAAGCUGCAGCAUGUCUACAACACUGCAAUUAAACCCAUGGACAAGGCCUACAAAUACAAUGAGCUCCGGCAGCAUGAAGUGUCAGAUGCAGAGAUCACCUCUAAGCCCAUGGUCCUGUUCCUGGGUCCUUGGAGCGUUGGCAAGUCUUCCAUGAUCAAUUAUCUUCUAGGUCUUGAUGACACUUCACAACAGCUGUACACUGGGGCUGAGCCCACAACCUCAGAAUACACUGUACUGAUGCACGGUGAGAAGUUUCGCACCAUUGAGGGUAUUGUCAUGGCGGCAGACAGUUCCCGCUCUUUCUCACCCCUGGAGAAGUUUGGUCAGGGGUUUCUGGAAAAGCUGGUGGGAAUCGAGAUGCCGCACAAACUCCUGGAGCGCGUCAACUUUGUCGACACGCCUGGAAUCAUCGAGAACCGCAAACAACAAGAGAGAGGGUACCCCUACAGCGAAGUGUGCCAGUGGUUUAUCGACCGUGCCGAUCUCAUCUUCCUGGUGUUUGACCCAACCAAACUGGAUGUCGGUUUAGAACUUGAAAUGCUGUUCAGACAGAUGAAGGGACACGAGUCACAGAUCCGUAUCAUCCUCAACAAGGCUGACAGUCUAACAACCCAGGACCUAAUGCGCGUGUACGGCGCCCUCUUCUGGAGCAUGGCACCCUUGAUUAACGUGACAGAACCACCACGUGUCUACGUGAGCUCAUUUUGGCCGCAGGAUUACGCUCCUGACACCAACAGAGAUCUUUUUAAACGUGAGGAGAUCUCUCUGCUGGAGGACCUAAAUCAGGUAAUCGAGAACCGGCUGGAAAACAAAAUCGCCUUCAUUCGGCAGCACGGCAUCCGCGUGCGCAUCCACGCCCUCCUGGUCGACCGCUACCUGCAGACGUAUUAUGAGAAGCUGGGCUGGUUUAGUGACCCACAUGAGGUUUUCAACGAUAUUGUCAGUGACCCUGACAAAUUCUACAUCUUCAAGUCCAUUCUGGCCAAGACCAAUGUGAGUAAGUUCGACUUGCCAGAACCGGAGGCGUAUCGGGACUUCUUUGGAGUCAAUCCUCCCAGCGGCUUUAAGCUCCUCUCCUCGUACUGCAGCUGGUCAGGCGGAUGCCUGCUGGAGAAGAUCGAGAAGGCCAUCACAGAUGACCUGCCGGCUUUGCUCAGCAGUCUGGCAGAGAAACGGGAAGCCAAGGCAGAAGCGGCUGCAGAAACCAAAGAGAAGCCCUCAAACCGUUGGAGGAGACAGUAACAGAAGAAUGGUGGGAGAUGUGGGAAGUAUGGAAGAGUGGCACCAAAGCAAUGAAUGAGAGUAUAAGUGACACUUAGAUGAGAUUCACAUCAAUGGAAAGCCAGUUAAACACAGUAUGUACAGAGACUCUUACCACUCUGUAUAAAACAGACCUGGGAUUCGGUGUCCUAUUUUUCUUCCUUUUCCGUUAUUCUUUUUCUUCCUUGUUCUAAUUUAACUCAGCUAGCACAUUUUACUUAUUUAUACUAU
Sinocyclocheilus rhinocerous is the source of this 3152-nucleotide messenger RNA. Its product is annotated as sarcalumenin-like. NCBI's taxonomy places the organism in Eukaryota, Metazoa, Chordata, Actinopteri, Cypriniformes, Cyprinidae. Gene Ontology annotation, molecular function: GTP binding. The record is from RefSeq and is a predicted model, not a curated record. The coding region runs from base 39 to 2903 and encodes 954 amino acids. The transcript is spliced from 8 exons.